CCCUUAUUUUACUGCAGCACCUGGACAGGUGGAGCAUAUUCUCCAUCUUGGUGCCACAGUGCCCUGUCCCCAGCAUCUGCCCACACCUGGAAGGAGCCAAAUAUGAGGGAAGUGAGGGAAAAACGGAGGAAAGACUCAAAAAUGAGGAAGAGCAGCCAAAAAAUGACUGGAAAUUUCAAAAAAAUUACAGAAAAGACCAAAUGAUUCCAUAAUGGCCUGAGCUGGCUGCAUCCUGGCACCCUCAGGCAGGAGCAUCCCCUGCCCUGGUGGCAUUUGUGCCAUGCCACAGCCAUGCAGUGCCAGGCAAAGCCGUUCCAGGCAGCCCUGUGGCCACCCUGCCAGCUGGGUUUCUGUUCCCUGUUUCCCCUGGGGUGCUGCUGCUGAAAGGGAAGUGCUGCUCAGUGGGGUGAGCACGGCACCCACAGAUGCGCCAAGAGCUGGCACAGCAGUGGUGCCAGCACCCUGGAGCACCCCAGCAGGUGCUGUGGAGGGGCCACGCCAGCAGAGAGGACACUGAGGGGUGGGAACGCCGCCAUGGCCAACCUGACAGCCGUGAGCACCGGGAGGAACUCGUGCACCUACCACGAGGAGUUCAAGCAGGUCCUGCUGCCCCUGGUGUACUCGGUGGUGUUCGUGCUGGGGCUGCCCCUGAACGCCGUGGUCAUCGGGCAGAUCUGGCUGGCGCGGAAGGCGCUGAGCCGCACCACCAUCUACAUGCUCAACCUGGCCGUGGCUGACCUGCUCUACGUCUGCUCCCUGCCCCUCCUCAUCUACAACUACACGCAGAAGGACUACUGGCCCUUCGGCGACUUCACCUGCAAAUUCGUGCGCUUCCAGUUCUACACCAACCUGCACAGCAGCAUCUUCUUCCUCACCUGCAUCAGCGUCCAGCGCUACCUGGGCAUCUGCCACCCCCUGGCCUCGUGGCACAAGAAGAAGGGCAAGAAGCUGACGUGGCUGGUGUGCGCAGCCGUGUGGUUCAUCGUCAUCGCCCAGUGCCUGCCCACCUUCGUGUUCGCCUCCACGGGCACGCAGAGGAACCGCACGGUGUGCUACGACCUCAGCCCGCCCGACCGCUCCGCCGCCUACUUCCCCUACGGCAUCACCCUCACCUUCACCGGCUUCCUGCUGCCCUUCGCGGCCAUCCUGGCCUGCUACUGCAGCAUGGCCCGCAUCCUGUGCCAGAAGGACGAGCUGAUCGGCCUGGCCGUGCACAAGAGGAAGGACAAAGCCGUGCGGAUGAUCAUCAUCGUGGUCAUCGUCUUCUCCAUCAGCUUCUUCCCCUUCCACCUCACCAAGACCAUCUACCUGAUCGUCCGCUCCUCGCCCACCCUGCCCUGCCCGUCCCUGCAGGCCUUUGCCAUCGCCUACAAGUGCACGCGGCCCUUCGCCAGCAUGAACAGCGUCCUCGACCCCAUCCUCUUCUACUUCACCCAGCGCAAGUUCCGGGAGAGCACCCGCUACCUGCUGGACAAGAUGAGCUCCAAGUGGCGGCACGACCACUGCAUCACCUACGGCUCCUAGGCGGGCACGAGGCCACGGGGCAGUUUCGGCUCUAAGCUCCAAGGAGCAGAGAUGGCUUCACUGGGGACGUGCUGGAGGAGAGGAGGAUGGCAUCUCCCAAGCUUUCAGCACUUCCAGCCCAUCUCCAGCCCGCAGUGCUGCAGUAUUAGCCCCAUCACAGUGUCCUGUCCCUGGCUCGGAGCACCCCUGGACAGGCUGGGAACAGGGAAAGGGGGCGCCAGGGCAACUGGAACAUCCAUGCUGGAUUUCCCACUGAAGCCACGACCAUGGGCUGGGUUAGGCACAAGGCAGCAGCACUGUCACCUGCCUGAGGACCUUCAUCUGAGUCCUGCUCCCUGCUUAGCCCAGCACCCCAAAUCUGACCCAUCCUGGUGUCAGUGGUGCCCUGCUGUCACCUCCUAACCAGGAUCCACCAUGAUCAGAGCCAGCAUGUGUGGACACAAUACAUGGAGUUGGAAGAUCCAUGUCACUCAGUGUCCUGGCCACAUCAGCAUACAUCCCACAGCUGGCUUGGCCUUUCCACAGGGCUGGGGAUUGAGCUUUGCUCCCACAGCCUCCAUUGGGAUGCUGCUCUCUCCCAGUGAGGAGGGAUUUGCCAGGUGGAUGCAGCACUCAUCGCUCUGCGAGUCUUCUCUAACGUAUAGGAUGUAUAGAAUUAACUCCCUGCUCUUUCUCAGAUGGGUGUAUACACCCACUGUAUGUACAGACAUAGAAUAUAUCUGAGCUGAGGGAGGCUUGUGGCCCAGCACAGGCUCUGCAGUGCAGAAAUUCUCUGCCUGAACACAAUAUAUGUAUCUAU
Molecule: messenger RNA, 2323 nt
Organism: Catharus ustulatus (Swainson's thrush)
Lineage: Eukaryota; Metazoa; Chordata; Aves; Passeriformes; Turdidae
Gene: P2RY6
Product: pyrimidinergic receptor P2Y6
Exons: 2
Coding region: 535-1524 (329 amino acids)
Biological process (GO): cellular response to pyrimidine ribonucleotide; phospholipase C-activating G protein-coupled receptor signaling pathway
Cellular component (GO): plasma membrane
Molecular function (GO): G protein-coupled UDP receptor activity; G protein-coupled ADP receptor activity; G protein-coupled UTP receptor activity
Source: RefSeq, a predicted model, not a curated record